Messenger RNA from Cucurbita moschata (crookneck pumpkin), 1685 nucleotides. RefSeq names its product cytochrome P450 94A1-like. NCBI's taxonomy places the organism in Eukaryota, Viridiplantae, Streptophyta, Magnoliopsida, Cucurbitales, Cucurbitaceae. The coding region runs from base 77 to 1603 and encodes 508 amino acids. Gene Ontology annotation, molecular function: monooxygenase activity; iron ion binding; heme binding. The transcript is spliced from 2 exons. The record is from RefSeq and is a predicted model, not a curated record.
UAUCUUUUAAAAAAAUUGACUCAAAAGGAUAAAGAGAAACGAAGAAAAGCUCUCCCGUACUCCUCCGCCGCUUUCAAUGGACAUCUCUGCAACAGCCUUCCUUUUCCUUACCUUUCUAUCCCUUUGCCUUUACCUUCUUCUCUUCGCUUCACCAAAGAAAUCCAAAUCCAACCAAGGUUUCAAACACUUCCCCAUAGUGGGAACCUUGCCGCUCUUCUUGUUAAACCGACACCGUUUUCUUGACUGGUCGACGGAGGUUCUCAGCAACUGCCAGACCAACACGGCGGUCUUCCGUCGUCCGGGGAAGGUUCACGGCGUAAUCACCGCAAACCCACUUGUGGUGGAGCACAUACUGAAGACCCAGUUCGAGAAUUACCCUAAAGGAAAACGCUUCAUUUCGCUUUUGGAGGAUUUUCUGGGACGCGGAAUUUUCAACUCCGACGGAGAAAUUUGGAAAGUUCAGAGGAAGACGGCGAGUUAUGAGUUCAACACCAAAUCGCUGAGGAAUUUCGUUAUGGAAAAUGUCACGGUUGAGAUUCAGACGAGGCUGUUGCCUAUUUUGGGAAAGGCUUCUGAAACGGAACGGAUUUUGGAUCUGCAGGACGUUUUGGAGCGAUUUGCGUUUGAUAAUGUUUGUAAAUUGGCUUUUAAUUUCGACCCCUGUUGUCUCGGCGGCGAUGGCACUUCCGGCGCCGAUUUCAUGCGCGCUUUCGAGGACGCCGCCACUCUCAGCUCUGGCAGAUUUAUGUAUGCUUUGCCGGGUUUGUACAAAGUGAAGAAAUUUUUGAAUAUGGGAUCAGAGAGAACCCUGAAGAAAUCCAUAGCCAGAGUUCACAAAUUUGCUGAGGACAUCAUACGCUCAAGAAUGGAAGAGAAGAAGACAACGCAUGUAAAAAACGACCAAGAUUUACUCUCCCGGUUUAUGGGAAGCCAAGAAAACAACUCCCCUGAAUUCCUCCGAGACAUAAUCAUAAGCUUCAUCCUCGCCGGCCGAGACACCACCUCCUCUGCUCUAACAUGGUUCUUCUGGAUCCUAUCCUCCCGACCAAACAUCACACAAAAAAUCCUCAAAGAGCUGGAAACAAUCCGCUCAAGAACCGGCAAGAAACUCGGAGCAGAGUACAGCUUCGAGGAGCUCCGAGAUAUGCACUAUCUACAAGCAGCACUUUCGGAGACUCUGCGGCUGUACCCGCCGGUGCCGGUGGACACGAAAGCGUGCCGGAACGAGGACGUUUUACCGGACGGGACGUUGGUUGGGAGGGAGUGGUUCGUGACGUACCACACAUAUGCAAUGGGGAGAAUGGAGAGGAUUUGGGGGGAGAAUUGCGGGGAGUUCUUGCCGGAGAGGUGGGUGGAGAAUGGGGUGUGUAGGGCGGAGAGCCCGUUUCGGUUCCCGGUGUUUCACGCGGGUCCGAGGAUGUGCUUGGGGAAGGAGAUGGCUUAUAUUCAGAUGAAGUCCAUAGCUGCGGCGGUGAUAGAGAGGUUUGAGGUGGGGAUGGCGGAGAAGGAGAAGAGUCCAAAGUAUUUGUUGUCGCUGACGCUGAGGAUGGAGAAUGGGUGUCCUGUGGUGCUCAAAAGGAGAGACCCCAGUUUGGCCAUUUGAGCUUCACAGUUCAUGGACCUGCCUUGUGGGCCCUGUGGCUUUCUUAAAAUAGAAUUUUAAAAAAUCAAAUUUUUAUUAUAUA